CAACCAGAGUACUACCAGCUCACCUGCACCUGGCCUCACAGGACCUGCCCGAGGCAGCGGAGGAGGAGCUGACCGGCCGGCGGGCCGGAGGCGCAGCGGCGGCCACGUGAGCGCACAGCCGGGGCCGCGCCGCGCCUCCCGGGACGUCGAUGCCGGGCCGGCGGCGCGCGGGGCUUGCUCAUGAGGCCUCUGCCGAGCCGGAGGAGGAGAAGCCGCGGCCUCUCGCUGGGAGUCUUCGCCCUCUGUUUGGCCGCAGCCCGCUGUCUGCAGAGCAGGUGUGCCUUCUCGGCAUCUGGGGAGAAGGGCGGCAUUUCCACUCUACAGGCGGAAAAGGAGCUGAGAAGAACAUCAGGUCAGGGCGUGUCCCUGUACAUUCCCCAGGCAGCCAUCAAUGCCACGGUGGAAGAGGACAUCCUGCUCUCAGUUGCAUACUCCUGCCAUGGCAUCCCCACCAUUGAAUGGAAGUAUACAUCCAACUGGGGAGUGCAGAAGAUUGUGGAGUGGAAGCCAGGGACUCAGGCCAACAUCUCCCAAAGCCACAAGGACAGGGUCUGCACCUUCGACAAUGGCUCCAUCCAGCUCUUCAGUGUGGGCGUGAGAGAUUCCGGCUACUACGUCAUCACGGUGACCGAGCACCUGGGGAGCAGUCAGUUUGGUACUAUCGUGCUGCAUGUGUCGGAGAUCCUCUAUGAAGACCUCCACUUUGUCGCUGUCUUCCUUGCUCUUCUCGCUGCCGUGGCCGCAGUGUUAAUCAGCCUCAUGUGGGUUUGUAAUAAGUGUGCGUAUAAAUUCCAGAGGAAGAGGAGACACAAGCUCAAAGAAAGCACAACAGAGGAGAUUGAGCUGCAAGAUGUGGAGUGUUAGCCAAGGCUGGGCCCAGUUACAUUCCUACCUCAAGAGGAAAACGUUAUUUUCCAACGAAAGGAGCAAACACAGCAGGUCCACCCCCGAGCCUCUUGUUCUGCCACAGCCAACCGUUCCUGAUGGGCCAGCCAGACGUUGACAAGGUUGACUGCCUGGAGCUGGACUCUGGAUUGAACAAAGUCAGUUCUAGUGGCAUGGAGUUCAAAGAGGAGAGGGGUGGAGGCUGUGAGCCAGAGCUGUGCUUGGCUGCGACCUCUGGGCCACGUGGACCCAUAAGCAGUGGGCCCGUGCAGGCCCUCACUGCCUCCUCACUACGCUCUGCUCUGGUGGAGGGAGGGGCAGGGGAGGCCACUGGAGGGGUCCUCGAACUAGAGGCCAGAGUAUUUCCAGAUCAAGUGCACAGCCAGCACUGGAACAAGCUCUCUGUGCUCCGGUCUCCUCUGCUGUGGCCUCCUUCAACCCUCUGUGGGAGCUGUUGUGAGAGCUGAGGCUUUAGACCACCUGUUCAGAGCAGGGAGAGGACCCCUUGUGGUCUCAAGCUUUAGGGAGAAGAGCUUAAUUUGUUCCAGAGGGACAAUUUCUUCCAAGGAAUAGGGAGAAAAUUAUCUUUCUGUUCCUCUCUUACUCCAAUGUUAAUUAGAUUUUCCCUUCUAUGGCCCCAGCGUAGGCCAGUGUGAGGAAAACAGUUCAUCUUCACCGUGGGCAGCAUCUGGCCGCCAAACGGCCCCCUGACAAGCUGGGUGACACUACCUGCGUGAAGCCUAGGCCUGCCUGGUGGGCGGGACAACUGGAAAGUCAGCAUGGGCUUCGAAUCUGCCCCCCUUAGUCACUCACACUUCCUGGCAAGUCAGGGCCUUGCUUGCUCCCAGCUGGGCUGAGGAACACUUGGCCCUCACCUACCUCACCCUCAAGGUAUCAAGUGAAGCCCACAGAAGCACAGAGCACUCCGAGCAACUGAAGGAAAGCAUGGGGAAUCUUCCAGAGCCUAGAAAGCAAUAAGCGCUUCGCCUAGUCCUAGAAAAUGUAAAAUGCCCUGGGGUAAUGGGGCUCCAGGUGAAACCAGGGACUGGACCACAGCCGUCAGUCUCUGAAGUUAUUGGCCACCACGUUUACCUGAGGUUCUCCAUCCCAACUUCCUUUCGGCAAGCUCCAGAGCAGGUGUGACCUCAUCUUCCACUCUCUUCUCUCUCCAGCAUUCUUAGCUACAAAUCGAAGGUACCACCCCGAUUAUUGGUGGCAUUUGAGCUUAGUAGCUGUGUCCCCAGUCCUCAACUGCAAAUUCACCCACACAAUCGUGAAGGAGAACUAGAACAUUCUCUUCUCCCUCCCUUCAAGUCCCCAAUGUCCACAUCUUUUCCAGAAGUUACCUGGAGAUGUUAGUUUGAGGCUUUUCCCUAAAUACUGAAUCCAGGGAUACAGGAAGGGAUAUUUUGGGGUAUCCAGACAGAGGCUAUCAGUGAUCUAGAGCAGAGCUCCGAAAGCACUACUUGACUCAAAAGGUGAGAGAGAAGUUGAUCUACAUGACUGAUUUGUAGUCCAAGCACAUGACACACAGAAAGGUCUCCCCUCAGGCCACCUGGACACACAUGUAAACACGCAUACCUGCGCCCUUUCCCUGGGCAGCAGUCAGAGGAAACAGACCUAUGCCAUGAAGGAUGGGUUUCUUAUACUGACCUCCAGUGCCAUGAAGAAGCAGGACGAGAAGUGCCAGAGAGGGUCAAGAAUGAUCUGCUUAUUUCUUUGUCCUUUUUCACACAGCACCCCCAUCAGCAGGAAACCGGAUUGGAUCUGGGUAGCUGCUAGAGCCUCUGUUCUCUUGACACUACCUGCUUUUCAGAACUCUACCUCUCAGCUUAUGAGAUGUCAGGGGUGGAAAUCUUUGUAAUAAAAGGAGAAAUGGAGAAGAAUACCCAGUGAGAGGCGCAAACCCUGAUGUAAAUUAAAUUUGCCCCUCCCCCCCCAAAUCUUCAUGAAAGGUUAUUCCCUCAGCUUUCCAUGUUUUUACUUUGCACUUUUAAAGCUCCCCUCAUUUUGAAUAUUUCUGUGGAAAGUUCUUCAUUCUUGAGCCUGGGGGGUAUGUCUAUUUUUUAAAAAAGAAAAUAUUAAAUCAUAGAGGUUUAGCCACUGAACAUGUUAAACUGUAAGUUAUGUUUCAAGCUGUGAGAGAAAAAAAAAAAAAACUUUUAAAUGAAGGCUGAAAUAAAACCAGAAAAAAAAAAAAGCUCUGGUCCUUUGUGUGUGAGCCCAUCCCCGCUGAGAACUCAGAGGCCCUGGGAGAGGUUUCCAUCAGCUGUAGACUGAAGCAAAACCCUCAGCCACAGCCAGGGACCUGACAGGCUUUUUCAUGACAAUGGAAUUAAUC
Molecule: messenger RNA, 3226 nt
Organism: Hippopotamus amphibius kiboko
Lineage: Eukaryota; Metazoa; Chordata; Mammalia; Artiodactyla; Hippopotamidae
Gene: VSTM5
Product: V-set and transmembrane domain containing 5
Exons: 5
Coding region: 181-864 (227 amino acids)
Biological process (GO): filopodium assembly; positive regulation of excitatory synapse assembly
Cellular component (GO): plasma membrane; axon; dendrite
Source: RefSeq, a predicted model, not a curated record